Elaeis guineensis (African oil palm) is the source of this 1237-nucleotide messenger RNA. Its product is annotated as zinc finger protein WIP6. Gene Ontology annotation, biological process: regulation of gene expression; anatomical structure development. Lineage: Eukaryota; Viridiplantae; Streptophyta; Magnoliopsida; Arecales; Arecaceae. Gene Ontology annotation, cellular component: nucleus. The record is from RefSeq and is a predicted model, not a curated record. Gene Ontology annotation, molecular function: DNA-binding transcription factor activity.
UCCUCUUCUGUCCUCGAUCUCCCCUAUAUAUAGCUACAUUCACAAAAUCUCUUCUCCUUACUACUCCUAUAGAAUCAAUCGUCAUGCACUCUCCACCUAGCUAUGCCAGCCAUGGCUUCUUCACCAAAGGGGGUGGAGGUUCCUCCAUGUCUUCUCCUCAGCAGGAGGAAGAAGACCACUCCAUACUACUCCUCACUCUUUGGCCCCCCGGCCAGCAGAACAAUCCUUCUUCUUGUUCCCCAUCAGCUUCCUCCUCCAGUUCCAAUUCUUGGUUCCAGCACCCUCCCUCUAAUAAGCAACACCUCUCCCAGGCCUUGAACCAGCCGGAUGAUGAAGACUCGAACGUGACCAUCGCCCUAUCUAUAGGCCCUCCCAGUGCAAGCACGGGCACCAAUGCCAGCAAUAUGAUCACCACCUCUAACUCCACCCCCACCCAGUACUGGAUCCCCUCUGCUGCCGAGAUCCUCGUCAGCACGACCCAGUUCUCCUGCACCGUAUGCAACAAGACCUUCAACCGCUUCAACAACAUGCAGAUGCACAUGUGGGGGCACGGGUCGCAAUACCGGAAAGGGUCGGAGUCACUGCGGGGAGCGACGAGGACGAUGGCUUCAUCGUCGCUGAUGAGGCUUCCAUGCUACUGCUGCGCUGAGGGGUGCAAGAACAACAUCGAGCACCCGAGGUCGAGGCCGCUCAAGGACUUCCGGACGCUGCAGACGCACUACAAGCGGAAGCACGGGGCGCGGCCGUUCGGGUGCCGGAGGUGCGGGAAGGCGUUUGCAGUGCGCGGGGACUGGCGCACCCACGAGAAGAACUGCGGCAAGCUGUGGUUCUGCAUCUGCGGCUCCGACUUCAAGCACAAGCGCUCCCUCAAGGACCAUGUCCGCUCCUUCGGCGGCGGCCAUGCUCCCCACAUUGUCGAGUCAAUGAGUGUAGACGAGGAGGAGGAAGAGGAGGAGGAGGAGGAGGGUGAGGAUGUCGAUGAGGAAGGAAAUGGAGAGAAUGGUGACAUGCUUUCUUAGUUAGUAAACUAAACAUCCAUUUUCCAAACAUAAAACCCUCAUUAGGUUAGAUUAGGCUAUAUAUAUAUAUUUAUAUAUAUGUAUGAGAGAGAGAGAGAGAGAGAGAGAGAGAGGCAUUGUCUCUUUCUGUGAGUUCUUUUCCUUUAUCUUUUGCUUUCGCUUGCUGUUCACUGGUCUGUCAUUGUGUCUUGUGCAUGAGACAGGAGGAGGAGGGAUCU